UCCUCCUCCUCCUCAUCUUCCCUCUUCAGAACUACAACUAGAAAGAUCUCUCUCUCCAGUGCUCAGCGCCGUUCGUGUGUUGCUGUGAGCUCUCACAUGACCAUGGAGGAGAAGCCUGUCUCUGACAACCGAAUGCUCGUGUAUGUGCCUCCACACCCUUUGAUCAAGCAUUGGGUUUCAGUUCUGAGAAAUGAGCAGACUCCUUGUCCUAUCUUCAGAAAUGCAAUGGCUGAGUUGGGGAGGCUACUAAUGUAUGAAGCUUCAAGGGAUUGGCUGCCUACUGUGGCUGGGGAGAUUCAAUCACCUAUGGGUGUUGCUUCAGUGGAAUUCAUUGAUCCAAGAGAGCCUGUGGCCGUAAUUCCAAUCUUGAGAGCUGGUCUUGCUCUUGCCGAGCAUGCGUCGUCGAUCUUGCCUGCAACAAAAACAUACCAUCUAGGAAUAAGCAGAAAUGAGGAAACACUUCAGCCAACCAUAUAUCUGAACAAGUUACCUGAGAAGUUUACAGAAGGAUCUAAAGCAUUUGUGGUUGAUCCUAUGCUGGCAACAGGUGGUACUAUAGUGGCAGCCCUCAAUCUAUUAAAGGAACGUGGAGUAAGCAACAAGCACAUUAAAGUGAUAUCUGCUGUGGCUGCUCCUCCAGCCCUUCAAAAGCUUAGCGAGCAGUUUCCUGGGCUUCAUGUAUAUACUGGAAUAAUUGAUCCUACAGUUAAUGAAAAAGGGUUUAUAAUUCCUGGUCUUGGAGAUGCUGGGGACCGCAGCUAUGGCACUUAAACUACAUGAAAUGAACAAAAAUACAUGUGUCCCGUACCUGCUUCAUUUCCAUUUUUGAGGCACUAUAAUUUUCUUUCUUUUUUUUCUUGAUUUUUUAUGGCUACUGGAUUUCCAACAUCAUUUGAUUGAUUUGACCAGUAGCCCUCUUAGAGGCCUUUUUUCCUUUUAAAAAAGUUAGUUUUGAUUUUAAUUUUAAAUUUUUAACAAAACAAAAAACUCUGAAAAUUGGCUAGUGUCUAUAUUUUUGUAUAAUAUGCUAACGUUAGCGUUCUGGUCUUUGGUAGUAGUAUCUAUAUAAUUAUUCAAUUUGAAAA
Molecule: messenger RNA, 1085 nt
Organism: Arachis ipaensis
Lineage: Eukaryota; Viridiplantae; Streptophyta; Magnoliopsida; Fabales; Fabaceae
Gene: UPP
Product: uracil phosphoribosyltransferase
Biological process (GO): uracil salvage
Molecular function (GO): uracil phosphoribosyltransferase activity
Source: RefSeq, a predicted model, not a curated record